AUGGCGUUAGCUUUCGAUGAGUUCGGUCGGCCGUUUAUAAUCAUACGCGAGCAGGAGACCAAGUCGCGCGUGAAGGGUCUCGCGGCGCAAAAGGGUAACAUCCUCGCCGCCAAAUCUGUCGCGAAGAUUCUCCGCAGCUCGCUCGGGCCCAAGGGAAUGGAUAAGAUGCUUCAGAGCGGCGAUGGCGACGUCACUAUAACGAACGACGGCGCGACGAUUCUGGAGCAGAUGGAGGUGGAGAACCGCGUGGGGCGGCUGAUGGUGGAUCUGUCCAAGAGCCAGGACUUCGAGAUCGGCGACGGCACCACCGGCGUCGUCGUCACUGCCGGCGCGCUGCUCGAGCAGGCGGAAGCUCUUCUCGACCGCGGCAUCCACCCCAUCCGCGUGGCGGAGGGCUACGAGAUGGCGUCCAAGAUCGCGGCGGCGCAUCUGGAUGCGAUCGCGGAGACGUUCGAAUUCUCCAAGGAUAACUUCGAGCCGCUUGUGGAGACGUGCAUGACCACUCUCUCCUCUAAGAUCGUUGGGCGCUGCAAGAGGCAGAUGGCAGAGAUCGCAGUGCAGGCUGUGCUGGCAGUAGCAGACUUGGAACGCCGUGACGUGAAUCUGGAGCUGAUCAAAGUGGAGGGCAAGACGGGGGGGCGGCUGGAGGAGACGGAGCUCGUCCGAGGGAUUAUCGUGGACAAGGACUUCAGCCACCCUCAGAUGCCCAAGCGGAUUGAGGACGCCAAGAUUGCGAUUCUGACGUGCCCGUUUGAGCCGCCCAAGCCCAAGACGAAGCAUAAGGUUGACAUUGACACGGUGGAGAAGUAUGAGCGGCUGCAGGAGUCGGAGCGGAAAUACUUCGACGAUAUGGUGCAGCAGUGCAAGAACGCGGGUGCCACACUCGUGAUCUGCCAGUGGGGCUUCGACGACGAGGCCAACCAUCUGCUCAUGCACCGCGGUCUCCCUGCCGUGCGCUGGGUGGGGGGCGUGGAGCUCGAGCUCAUCGCUAUCGCCACUGGUGGUCGCAUCGUGCCUCGCUUCCAGGAGCUCACACCCGAGAAGCUGGGCAAGGCUGGAGUGGUGCGGGAGAAGGCAUUCGGAACGACCAAGGAUCGCAUGCUCUACAUUGAGGGGUGUGCCAACUCACGCGCUGUCACUAUUUUCAUCCGCGGAGGCAGCAAGAUGAUGGUGGAGGAGACCAAGCGCAGCCUGCACGACGCCCUGUGUGUGGCGCGCAAUCUCAUCCGAGACAACCACAUCGUGUACGGGGGAGGCUCCGCGGAGCUCACGUGCUCGCUGGCGGUCGAAGCAGCAGCCGACAAGGUUCCCGGGGUGGAGCAGUACGCCAUGAGGGCGUUCGCAGAGGCACUAGAGGCGGUGCCGAUGGCUUUGGCUGAGAACAGUGGCCUGCCACCCAUUGAUACGGUGUCCAGCAUCAAGGCUCAGCAAGUGAAGGAGAACUGCCCGUACCUGGGAGUGGAUUGCAUGGAUGCGGGCACAAACGACAUGCGCAAGCAGAAGGUGUUUGAGACAUUGAUCGGCAAGAAGCAACAGCUGUUGCUGGCCACACAGGUUGUGAAGAUGAUUCUGAAGAUAGACGAUGUCAUCUCACCAUCCCAAUACGAGUGA
Closterium sp. Naga37s-1 is the source of this 1611-nucleotide messenger RNA. NCBI's taxonomy places the organism in Eukaryota, Viridiplantae, Streptophyta, Zygnematophyceae, Desmidiales, Closteriaceae. The record is from the annotation of a GenBank genome assembly.